Messenger RNA from Hyalella azteca, 483 nucleotides. RefSeq names its product lys-63-specific deubiquitinase BRCC36. The record is from RefSeq and is a predicted model, not a curated record. Lineage: Eukaryota; Metazoa; Arthropoda; Malacostraca; Amphipoda; Hyalellidae. The coding region runs from base 27 to 461 and encodes 144 amino acids. Gene Ontology annotation, cellular component: BRISC complex; BRCA1-A complex. Gene Ontology annotation, biological process: double-strand break repair. The transcript has 4 exons. Gene Ontology annotation, molecular function: polyubiquitin modification-dependent protein binding; metallopeptidase activity.
GUGGCAGCAAAGUAAAGGCUGAAGAAAUGCAUAAAGUUUCUGAAGUUGUGCUCUCCCAUGAUGUAUACAUGGUGUGUAGGCAGCAUGCGUAUACCACUGACGCAGAGGAGGUUAUGGGACUGCUAGUGGGGAGCUACAUCCAAUCAGAGAGUGAUAAAGAAAAGAAUGAGCAGAAUGUGACGUGUGAUGUCAUCCAUGCUGUCAUUCUGCCCAGGUCGGACAAGAGAAAAGACCGUGUAAAAAUCUCUCCUGAGAUGCUCAUCCAAGGUCAGCAGAAAGCUGAAGAGAUUAGCAAAACCAGCAAGACGCGCGUCAACGUAGUUGGAUGGUAUCAUUCCCACCCGAAGACUACCGCGGUACCUUCCACUAUAGGUAAGAAAUUCAAACCUGUUGACAUUGAAAAAUUGUUCAAAUUUUGUCUUCUUAUUUUCACAUUGUGCUAUGAUUUGAAAGUGUUCUAAUUAUUAGUUGAUUGUGGAAUCA